This is a messenger RNA of Lucilia sericata (common green bottle fly), 1323 nucleotides long. RefSeq lists its product as uncharacterized. Lineage: Eukaryota; Metazoa; Arthropoda; Insecta; Diptera; Calliphoridae. Bases 147 to 1316 code for a protein of 389 amino acids. The record is from RefSeq and is a predicted model, not a curated record. The transcript has 9 exons.
GUAACCCUUGUUUUUCAUAUAUGUACAUAUGUAAUGUAAACAAUAACAGCUGAUUGUGCAAUUUUUACUUUGUUUACAAAUAAUUGCGUUUGCAUGGCGGCAAAAUUUAUUGCGUACGUUUUUAUUUAUUUAAUUACAAGUUUAAAAUGGUUUUUAUAAUCGGCUCUAGUUUAAAAUUAAUUUGCAAUGUCCUCAAAACUCAAGCAGAAAAUGACGAUAUACAAAAUAAGGAUAAAAUUGAAUUGGAGGAGUUACUACAAACAUUAAAUGCUAGCGAAAGGUAUUUAGUGGCAAAAUAUUUUUGUAAAUUAAUCUGGAAUAUUGGCAGCUUAAAAAUCUUAAGUAUAUUACAAAAAUUAAGAAUAUUAACCGCCACCGAAUAUAUACUAAGCUGUGAAGAUAUACAAGAAGUUCAAUUGAUAAUAAACGAUCUAUUGGAAUCUGAAUAUGAUUUAAUAACAAAUCUUUUAAUUAAUGCCACUUUAGACUCUGCUAAUUCCAUACGUUUAAAUGCUAUAUUAGAUGAAAGUUUGGAAAAUCUUUUUAAAGAUUUAUUACAAAAACCCGAAUUGAAUGAUUUAAGUUUUCUUGAUUAUAUUAAGAAAUCUGUAACAGCUGAAAUUCGAGUGAAAAUUAUUCACAAACUUUUUACUUCUAUAUUGGGCCUUCAGCAAACAAAUAUCAAAGAGGCGUUUCAUAAUUUUUCCACUUGGAUUAAUGAGGGUGUAGAUGAUAUGAAAUUUCCCCAAGAUUUAUAUAAGCAGUUAUUAUGUGAACAUCCUGAGGAAUCUUUGAAUUUCUUACUGAAAUCUUCUACCAUUGAAAACUUUAAAGAAUGGAAAUUUUAUUUAAUUAUGCUGCAAACAAUUUCCAGUAAAAACAAUGUUAUAGCGGGACCUUAUAUAAGAAAAUAUCUUAAAUUACGUCUUAAACAAUGCGCUACUAUACCCUGCAAACGUAGUAUACUGCAUAUGCUGCUAACUGCCCGAGCUGCCACCGCCAAUACCAUGGACAUAACGAAAAAUUUAAACAAUUAUGCCGAUUGGUAUAAAACCAAUAUAGGUGAAAUGAAAUUUUCCUUAAAAGCCGAAGAAUUUCAAAAUAUUUUAGCUUUGCUGGAGCAAAGCAUCAACUACGAAAUGGAAGUCGAUUAUUUAGAGAUUCAUACACUUAUAGCCAUUUCACCACCGGUGCUGUGUGGUAAAUUGGUACAAACUUAUAAAAAUAAAUGCAAACAACGGCUACAACAAAUUAAAAAGGGAAACUUACAAGUAGAUGCCAUCAAUGCAAGUAUUGUUAUAGAAGACAGCAAUUAGUAUUUGG